This is a messenger RNA of Puccinia triticina, 1146 nucleotides long. RefSeq lists its product as uncharacterized. Gene Ontology annotation, molecular function: phosphatidylglycerophosphatase activity. The transcript has 5 exons. The coding region runs from base 1 to 1146 and encodes 381 amino acids. Lineage: Eukaryota; Fungi; Basidiomycota; Pucciniomycetes; Pucciniales; Pucciniaceae. The record is from RefSeq and is a predicted model, not a curated record.
AUGCCCAAUCUCAACCUCACUGGCAUCGUCGCAUCGCUAAGAUGCCUGGCAACACCUAGGACUCUGCUGCCCACCCUGCAUGGGCGAGAUAUACGGUGCGUCGAUUGGAAGGAACUUAGGCGGAAGGGAUACGUGGGCGUCGUGAUUGAUAAGGACAACUGUAUUACUAAGCCUUACCACGAUCAGCUGGUUCCAGAAUUACAGCAUGCCUGGCAGUCCUGCCUUGCCACAUUCGGCAACUCGGGAGUUCUACUCGUUGGCAACUCUGCGGGAACGGCUGAAGAUCCGUCUCUAAUCCACGCCGAAUCCGUUGCUCGUCAUCUUGGCGUGCCCGUCUUGGUGCAUGAGACUAAAAAACCUGGCCAAAAAGUCGUCAAAGCAAUCCACAAAUACUUUACCGCUGACUAUCGACUCGUUCCUGUGAUUUAUCCCUCACACUCAUCCAUGUACGGUCCGCGCCUUCCUUCUCGAAGUCGGGCUGAUCCGACACCCCUCAAGUUGAUGGUCAUCGGCGAUCGAGUGACGACCGAUAUCAUCUUAGCCUCUCGCUUACGCGCGUUUCUACAAACCCAUCAAUCCUCCUCGAAUUCCUCUUCUGGCGAAUCGAACCCAGUUUGUUCCGUGCUCACUCAAAACAUCUGGCAGAAAGAGAAACUGGGUACUCGGUUUAUGAGAUGGGCUGAAAAUCGAGCGUUGAAACUCGUCAUACAAUAUUCCCAUCAAAAUUCAUCAAUGAAUGGAAGCGAGCCAUCCUCAUCACGAAAGCUUCCCAAUCUCACCUUGUCACCAGAACGGAUUUCCCAGACAUUUGAGCAAUCCCUGUCCUCUGCGGCUCGGACGAGCCAGCAGCCGCCCUCGACUAUUAUCCAGAACGUUUUGGUGAUAGUACAAGACAGGAUCGCUUGUCAACGGGAUAAACUAUUGGCUCGCUGCAGAGCAGUAUUGAUAGAACUCACGAUCGCUUCGCGGCGAUUCAUGAUCACCACCCUUGCAAAACUGAAAAACAGAGCAGUCGACGCACUCGUUCAAUCAGCACACAAACUUCGGCUGAAGCUCACACCACUAGAACCACUUGAUCCUACAUCGCUGGGUUUCAAGACCCCUUCGUUUUUCCAGAACUUGUCGAAAUGGAAACAGUUGAAAUAG